UGGAAGCCACAACAUCGAGCAUGGAUACCCCGUCCCUGUACUACUUCGGCUGCCUUCUCCUUGCUCUCCUCUACUCCCUAACAAAAUGCUCACGCUCCCGCGACCGUGGCCUACGUCUCCCUCCGAGCCCCUGGCAGCUCCCUGUCAUCGGCAGCCUCCACCACGUCCUCGGCGCGCUCCCACACCGCUCGCUGCGCCGCCUCUCGCGCCGCUACGGCCACCUCAUGCUCCUCAACUUCGGCGAGGUGCCCGUCGUCGUUGUCUCCUCCGCCGAGGCGGCCAGGGAGGUCAUGAGGACGCACGACGCGGCGUUCGCCACGAGGCCCCAGACGGCGACGAUCAGGACCCUCACCAAGCAGGGCCAGGCCAUCGCCCUCACCCCCUACGGCGACCACUGGCGCCGCCUCCGCAAGAUCUGCGCCCUGGAGCUCCUCAGCGCCGCCCGCGUCCGCUCGCUCCGGCCCGUCCGCGAGGAGGAGGCGGCGCGGCUCGUCGUCGCCGUCGCCGUCUCGUCGGCCUCAGGUAACAAUAAGCUUGUGAACGUCAGCGAGAUGGUGGCGGCGUACGUCGCCGACACAGCGGUGCAUGCCAUCAUGGGUAGGCGCCUCAACGACCGUGACGCCUUCUUGCGCUACAUCGACGAAGCCAUUCAAUUGGCCAGUGGCGUCAGUCUAGCUGAUAUGUUCCCGUCGUCAUGGAUCGCCGGAGCUCUAAGCUGGAGGACGCGUAAGGCGGAGGUGUACCAACAGAGAUUAUUCGAGUUUUUGGAUGCUAUCAUAACUGAGCAUACGGAGAAAAAGUCACAUGAUGAGGGCAAAUGGCAGGAAGAUUUGAUAGAUGUCCUCCUGAGGAUUCAAAGCCAAGGCUCAUCGCACUUCCUCACUAUGGGCACUAUAAAAGCUGUCAUCUUUGAUCUUCUCUCAGCGGGGACUGAAACUGCUGCAACAACACUGCAAUGGGCCAUGGCAGAGUUGAUGAGGAACCCUGAUGUGAUGUCCAGGGCACAAGCUGAGGUGAGGGGAGCUUUCAUGCCCCACAUGAAGGUCAUAGAGGAGGGAUUAAGCCAAUUAACCUACCUGCACUGGGUCAUCAAAGAGACCUUACGGUUGCAUACUCCUGGUCCUCUGCUGCUUCCAAGAGAGUGUCAAGAAACAUGCAAGGUCCUAGGCUACGAUGUGCCCAAGGGUGCUAUGGUGCUCGUGAAUGCAUGGGCAAUCUCAAGGGACCCGCAAUGCUGGGAGGAACCUGAAAAGUUCAUGCCGGAGAGGUUCGAGAGUGACACGAGAGAUCUCAAAGGGAAUGACUUUGAGUUCACACCGUUUGGAGCUGGACGGCGUAUUUGCCCUGGGAUGUCAUUUGGGCUCGCUAAUGUCGAGCUGGCUCUUGCAAACCUUCUAUUCUAUUUUGAUUGGAGCCUCCCAGACGGCAUUCGUCCCAACGAAGUAGACAUAACUGAAGCUAUGGGUAUCACCGCAAGGAGAAAAACGGACCUCUGGUUAAGAGCUACAAUGUGUUUGAAUCUGCCCCACUAAUAAAUAAUUACUUCCAAUUUUCCAUGCA
This is a messenger RNA of Setaria italica (foxtail millet), 1560 nucleotides long. Its product is annotated as 5-epiaristolochene 1,3-dihydroxylase. NCBI's taxonomy places the organism in Eukaryota, Viridiplantae, Streptophyta, Magnoliopsida, Poales, Poaceae. The record is from RefSeq and is a predicted model, not a curated record. Gene Ontology annotation, molecular function: monooxygenase activity; heme binding; oxidoreductase activity, acting on paired donors, with incorporation or reduction of molecular oxygen. The transcript is spliced from 2 exons. The coding region runs from base 21 to 1532 and encodes 503 amino acids.